AGAAUUACCUUGGUUCAAAGGACUUGGUGGAAAAGAUAACAGAUGCCUGUGUGUGUGUGUUCUUGGCAUCAUUCCAGUGACCUAUGAGAGAGGAACAGGCCUAACCCAUAUAAAGGGGCAAGUUAGUUACACAAAGUACUUGGGUUGUAAAGUUGGCUGCAUUUGCCAAUGAGUACCUGCAAGAGGAGGAGAGUCAGCGAAAGAAGGUCAGAAGAUUGAAGGAAAGAAAUUUACUUUCAGAAAAUUCUGCAAACUUAUUGGAAGCAAGAGAGUUUCUCUGAUGUAUUAGAAGAAUAAUCCAGGUCCACUGAAAUAUACAAAACAAACAGUCGCCCCCUUUUAUGAAAUAUGGGGGCACUGUGUACCCAUCUACCCCAGAGGCAUCUGUGCCUUUAGAAAUGAGCAAAGUAUGUGCCAUGACAAGCCGUCUGUAAUAAGCCAUUCACCGGCCACUGGACAUUACAGGAAUCCUACGGUCUCACAGAAAUGAACACACCUGAGCAUGCUCGAUGCCUGUGAGCUCCCCCAUCACCUCACGACGUUGGGAAGCCUCAGAGAAGGCAGGUGCUGGAGCAGUGGCCUCUGAGGGCAAGCUUCUUCCCUGUGGCCUUGACCUUCCUGUUCCCAGUGCACGAUGGAGACGCUCUCCCAAGAUUCCUUGCUGGAAUGUCAGAUCUGUUUCAAUUAUUACAGUCCCCGGCGAAGGCCCAAGUUGCUGGAUUGCAAACACACCUGCUGCUCGGUGUGCCUCCAGCAGAUGAGGACGAGCCAGAAGGACGUGAGGUGCCCGUGGUGCCGAGGCAUCACCAAGCUGCCUCCGGGCUUCUCCGUGUCACAGCUCCCCGACGACCCCGAGGUCCUCGCUGUUAUCGCCAUCCCGCACGCCUCCGAGCACACCCCGGUCUUCAUCAAACUUCCCAGCAACGGGUGCUACAUGCUGCCCCUUCCCAUCUCCAAGGAGCGCGCGCUGCUGCCCGGAAACAUGGGCUGCCGCCUGCUGCCCGGGAGCCAGCAGAAGCCAGUCACUGUGGUGACCAUCCCUGCGGAGCAGCAGCCUCUGCAAGGCGGGGCUCCCCCAGAGGCAGCGGAGGAGGAGCCAGACCGGCGGGGCGUGGUGAAAAGCUCCACUUGGUCGGGGGUGUGCACUGUGAUCUUGGUGGCCUGCGUCCUGGUCUUCCUGCUGGGCAUCGUGCUCCACAACAUGUCUUGCAUUUCCAAGCGCUUCACUGUGAUAUCCUGUGGCUGAAGCGGGCUGCGGGGGCGUGACUGGUGGGUGCCAACUCGGGGUGGAGCAGGCGUUGAUGAUGGAACUCGGGUGAGAAGAUGGGGGCGACGCUGAUCAUUUGGUGCCGAGCGCUGGCCUCCGGGCUGCCACUUGAUUAACCCAAGACAGACACGGAGGGGCAGAAUGUGAGGUCUCAACAAAGAUGCCAGACGGGUCGCUCUGAGCAUUGAUGGCGCAGCUUCGAAGACGAUUGCAUGCAUCCUCGUAGUCAUUUAUAAAAUGGACUGUAACUUAUGAUUUUUCAAAGUCACGUGAUGAGAUAGACAUAUUCUAUUUAGAUAUUGACCUGUGCAAGUGCAUACGAUGUGAUCUUCUCUACAUGUGGUAGAUUAAAACCAAGAUGCUAUGUGUACAAGUAGAAUCCAACCUGAGAAUGAAUCCAUGACCAAUUCAGUGACGACACGCAGUGCUGUUUUCUUUCCUUUUACAAGCGAAACCCAGUCUUCACUUAGUUGCUAAGGCUUUUUAUACUUUUUGAAUGGCGCCCGAAUUAAACUAAGUUAAGCGGACCGUCGUUUUUUGAAGAAACUAUUUGAACAAGUGUUUCCAAUGUAUUGUGUUUUGUUUGUCGUGUUCCUUCAUUUUUCUUCCCUUGUAAUUAGAGCUCGAUAUGUGUUUAUUAAAUGGAAAGCUCAACAGGGGAGCAAUAAACUGA
This is a messenger RNA of Myotis lucifugus (little brown bat), 1940 nucleotides long. It is a transcript of the gene RNF152, whose product is annotated as ring finger protein 152. The transcript has 2 exons. Bases 635 to 1246 code for a protein of 203 amino acids. Gene Ontology annotation, cellular component: lysosome; lysosomal membrane. The record is from RefSeq and is a predicted model, not a curated record. NCBI's taxonomy places the organism in Eukaryota, Metazoa, Chordata, Mammalia, Chiroptera, Vespertilionidae. Gene Ontology annotation, biological process: protein polyubiquitination; cellular response to amino acid starvation; apoptotic process. Gene Ontology annotation, molecular function: ubiquitin protein ligase activity.